CAGUAAAACGAAGUAUAACUCAGUACAACUAAGUAAAACUAUACAGUAUAAUGCAGUAUCCAAAAUUUGAAAAUUUUAAAAAUUUGAAAAUAUAAAAAUUUAUUGAAAUUUGAAUUUCGAAUUUUUUCUGAUUUAAAUUAAUAAUUUUGAAAAUACAAAGGGUAAAAUCGGAUAUUCAUGUUUCAUUAAAGCAAUAGGGGUAUAGGAGAUUUAAGAGGCCCAUAGGAGAUUGGCUCUACCACAAGUGGGGGGCAAUAGAGAAGUUGGCUCGAGGAAGAAGAGGUGAGGUAGGAGAAAAAAAUUGUUAGAGAAGAAGGGAAGAAUCAUAGGUGGAAAAGAAAGAGAGUACGAAGAGAAGGAAAGAAGGUGUAAGAAGAAAGAGGUGUGGUAUGAAGAAGAGGUGAGGUAGGAGGAAAUAAAUUGUUAAAGGAGAGAGGAAGAAUCAUAGGUGGAACCGUGAAAGAGAAAGAGAGUACGAAGAGAGAGAGAGAGUGAAAGUAAGAAUAGGAAACUCAUGGCACACAAUCUAUAAUAAUUUACACUUCCAUUAAAUCAAGUGCAGUUUCGUAAUUUUGGUUAGGUUUGAGGGUAUUAAGCUAAAUGUCUCUUAAUAUAAAUGACCAAAAUUAUUUACGUAAAAUUAUUUCUAUAAAUGCUUAAAAAACAUAUACCAAGUGUGUAUAAUAAAAUCAAAAUAAAUGUGAAUAAAGAAUAAAUGAUUUUGGUUUCUAGUUACAAACGACUAUAAAUCUAAAACUAAGCAAGAAAUAUCAUUUAUGAUAACUCUUAAAAAUCAAAAUCAAUUGAUUAUGCUUUGUAUUUGGUUGAACCGGGUUUUGUGAUUAAUCCAAGUCAUCGAUUUUGUAUGGGUUUUGGCUGUUUAAAUCAAAUCUGAGUUUUAAUCGAAGCCGGACUUGGUUUAGUUAAUUGUUCAACUGGUCCGGUUAUCAAAACACUGGGCUCACUAAAAGCAUGUUCUCCCAAAUAAACCGCGUUACAUAGUAAGUCGAUCCUUCUAAAGUCAAUUAACUGUUACCAUUUCUACCCGUGGAUUAAAAAUCUAAUCUCUUCUUUUCUCGAAAUAGCACGCGCCUAUUUUGAUGUUGCAACCGGCUAUAUUCGGUAACAAAUUUAUUUUCCUUUUAAAAGAAUUUACUAACUUUUCUGUUCUUUUCUUGACUGUAUAUAAAUUCGAAAAGUAUUCUGCGUUCCUAACAAAUUUCAGGAGCUCAAGCCUCUGAAUUCGUUUGACCUCACAACCAGAAUUUUCUCGAGAAAACGUACCCAGAACUUUCCUAGAAGAAAUGGAGGUAAAUGUAGCCACAUCCACGCCUUUUCAUUGGUCAGGACGCCAUGCGGCAAUGCCUAAGUGUCAGUCUUUGUCACAAACCAUAAACUCCUCAAAACGUCGCCGUUAUUGUAGAAGAGAUGUAUAUACAUCUGUAGUAGGAGGAGGAGGAGGAUCUUUAUCAUGCCAAACUAGAUUGAACCCUUCGACUUUUCUUGGAACCGAAUCUGGGAAAGUUCACUGGUCCAAAUCAUGUGAGCUUUUGAAAUUCACAAAGAACAGAACAGGCAUGCAGAAACAUUAUCCUUUACGUAGAGUUUGCAGUGCGAGCUUCAGUUUCUUCUCAGACCAAGAUUUCUCCACCAAGAUGCAAGAAUUAGCAUUACAGUUCAAGAUCGCAGGCGAAGAAGAAGACCUAGAGAGAAAUAAGCACCAAUCAGAAAGAAUCCACGACAAGGUAAAGCUACUACAGGAGUCUGUUCCAGGUUUAGCUUUGUUGGAGGCUCCAGGGAUAGAGAUGGUUAACCAUUCUAGCAUUAAACGGAAAGCAAACAGUGUUGAUUUACCCCUCUCCCUUAGAAUGAUUAAGAGGAAGCUACAAGAACAAGCUCUCAAAGAAGCUAGCGAAUCUAAUAGCUCUUCUAUCUACAAAGCUUUCUCUUCUAUGGUCUUCAUGAUCGAUGAGCUCCAUAGCUUUGUGUUGCAGACUAAGGAGACUAUCUUCUACGAAGAAGACCUACAAGGUGUUGUUAAGAAGGAUAUGCACGCUUCAUUUCUGUGGAUUUUCCAAAGCGUCUUCUCUCAAACCCCUACUUUGAUGGUAUAUGUGAUGAUCCUGUUGGCGAAUUUCACUGUGCAUUCAGUUGCAUCAAAUCUAGCUAUACCAGCAUCACCCGUUACUAAAGGCCAAGAUCAGAUGCAUCAAAGGUUUGAGUCUACAUUAUUAGGUCAUGUAGUAAGUGGCCAUUUUGAUAAGAUCUCCCGCUUACAAGAGAUAAGAGAAGAUGAGCUGAGUCUGUGGAAUUCAAUAGUGGAAGAAGCUGAUCAAAUGCAAGACUCCCCUGUGGUUCGUGACAUGAGACUGAAUGAAAGGACUGAAUUGGACGAUUAUGCUAGGACAGAGUCUUUAUAUGAGAUAAGUUUGGUUCAAGAACCAAACAACCAUUUACUCUUAGCUAACUACGCUCAGUUCCUUUACCUCAUCUCUCAAGACUACGACAGAGUGGAGAAAUGCUUCAAGAAAGCCAUUGAGUCAGAAGAAGUAGACGCGGAAACAUACAGCAAAUAUGCAGUCUUUCAAUGGAAAGUUCUGAACGAUCUAUGGGCGGCUGAGGAGAAUUUUCUAGAAGCCAUAUCAGCAGACCCUACAAACUCUUUCUACGCUGCUAACUACGCUAAUUUCCUCUGGCAAACCGGUGGCGAGGAAACGUGUUACCCCCUCGAAUCUUCUGAUUCUCCUCAGUAAUUCGCUUGAGACGCUAGAAACCAGAGAAUGGCAAUGUGAAUGGUGGGGAUUUGUUAGUAGAGAUUUGCAGUAACAGACAACGGCAAGACUUAGGUAGAGGAAAAAAGAAACAUGAAAAUUGUAAGUAGUGUUUGUGACAGAAACAUUACUUCUAUUUUUGUCCCAUGCUUUUGCCUUUGUUAUCACUUAGAAGUCAAUUAGCACAUGAUGUAGAUUCAAACCUAACACUUACGAUUGUGCUUUUUGGUGAAAUAGUAACUGAGCAUAUUUCUAACUUCUGUAAUUUAACGAGGCCACAAUUGAUAUAGGAUUCAUACGUAUUAACUCACUGACAGAACAAGAAAAUGUUAAAUCCAAGGUAUGUUAUUGAUAAAGAACAUUACUCUGUAUAACAUGAAAGUACUUUCUUUAUUAUCCUCUCAGUACUCAAUACAAGUACUAAGCCUAAAUCUCAUAAG
Messenger RNA from Brassica napus (rape), 3211 nucleotides. RefSeq lists its product as uncharacterized. The record is from RefSeq and is a predicted model, not a curated record. NCBI's taxonomy places the organism in Eukaryota, Viridiplantae, Streptophyta, Magnoliopsida, Brassicales, Brassicaceae. Gene Ontology annotation, molecular function: protein binding. Bases 1305 to 2753 code for a protein of 482 amino acids. The transcript has 3 exons.